Nymphalis io (European peacock) is the source of this 1330-nucleotide messenger RNA. RefSeq names its product trans-1,2-dihydrobenzene-1,2-diol dehydrogenase-like. Bases 85 to 1107 code for a protein of 340 amino acids. The transcript has 7 exons. Gene Ontology annotation, molecular function: nucleotide binding. Lineage: Eukaryota; Metazoa; Arthropoda; Insecta; Lepidoptera; Nymphalidae. The record is from RefSeq and is a predicted model, not a curated record.
GUGAUCUCUUGUGAUGAUAGUUGUGAGUUAUAAUAAGUACUUCGUAGUAACUUCUUUUAUUUAAACUAGAAAUAAGACAAAAAUAUGCCAGAACAAACAAAAAUUAUGGGUAAACAAUUAAAAUGGGGGAUAGCAGGAGUGGGUAUGAUCACUCACGACUUCCUGACAGCAAUGGCAUCCUUGCCGGCUGAACAACACAAGGUCGUUGCCAUCGCCGGCAAAGACCUAGAUCGUGUUCACAGAUUGGCCACGCUCCACAAUAUCGACACGGCCUAUGAAGGUUACGAAGCCAUUGCAGGCGACGCCGACGUUGACAUAGUUUUCGUCAGCGUUCUUAAUUUACAGCAUUUCGAUGUAGCAAAAAUAAUGUUAGAGAACGGUAAACAUGUAUUGUGUGAAAAACCUAUGGGUAUGUCAUACAAACAGACAAAAUGUCUGGUGGACUUGGCGCGCGAAAAAAAACUUUUUCUACUCGAAGGGAUGUGGUCGAGGUUCUUUCCUGCUUACGAUGCUUUAGACAAGCACAUUGCAAGUGGUGGUCUUGGAGACAUAUAUCAUAUAAACAUACAGUUUGGGGUUGAAAUUAACGACAUUGAGAGGAACUUAAUGAAAGAUUUAGGCGGCGGCGUGGUGCUGGACUUGGGUAUUUACAUGUUACAACUUUUGCAAUUCGUGUACAAGGAGCCCCCAGCGGACAUCAUGUGCACGGGACACUUGAGUAAGACCGGCGUCGACGAGUCUAUAUCGUGUGCCUUAAAGUACAAAGACGGAAAGACUGCGACUAUAGCGGCUCAUACACGAGCGACGAUGGCCAACAGAGCUGAGCUUACGGGAACCAAGGGAACAAUUUUGUUGGACUACUUCUGGUGCCCGACUAUUCUUCACAUAUCAGCGGCCAACAUUACGGAAUGGACUUUACCGAAAGGCAAAUAUAAAUUCCACUUUCAUAACAGUGCGGGUCUGAGCUAUGAAAUACAGGAAUGCUGGGAUUGUAUCAGCCAAGGUUUGCUAGAAAGUCCGAAAAUGAAUUUAGACGAGAGUAUCCUUCUAUCAAAGCUGAGUGACACAAUGAGGGCGCAAUUGGGAGUACUCGAUAAUGCACUUUAGUAUAUUGAAAUAAAGUUCAAAUUAAAUAAAUGCCAGUAUAGUAUAAAUUUAGGAUAGACUCGGUGGAUACGAUGUGAUUGAGAGAACAGAUAUAGAAAUUUAAAUUCCAUAAAUCAUGUUUACCGUACAAGUACAGUAUUUACCUCAACAAACUGUGAUUCAAGUGUGUUGUGACACGUAUUAUAAUGUUAUAUAUUAUAAAAAUAUACGCUAAUUUAUUGUA